AUGUCGAAUCACAACAUGAACAAUCCGACAGAGUUCGAAAACCUCCCCCCUGAACUCAUGAACGCAGUGCUCGAAGAGUUGCUGGGUACAUCAGACAAUCCCGGACCACGCCUCCGUCAUCGCCCUGACAUUCCAGAGCUUUCUACGCUUGAACGCAGAUUUACCAUGGAAACUGCCAUCCUUCGCACGAAUAAGCAGAUCCACGCCAUGGCCAAAGCGUACCUUGAUCUGGCGAACAAGUGGAUCGUAUUUGACAUGGACGAUGUGCACUUAGUCUUGCCCUGGGCCUGCAUCUUGAUACCAAUGACUAUCAUCGAUCCUGAGGCCAACUACGCAGUUCCUGAAGGAAUCAUGCGGGUACGUGUUAAGCUUUGUCUUAACGGCGAACGCAUUAUCCGUCCUUCUCCUGCUUCACAGCCGAAGCGACAACUUGUACUUAUAAAGUUGGAGCAUUUCGUGGCCUUUCUCGCGCAAAUUCGAAUGGCGGAAUUGAUAAAUAGCGUUCGCGUCAUGCCGAGAGCUUUCUUCAUUGGGGAUAACCAGGGACUAUACAAUGCGAUGAAGGGAUUUAACGGCCUCAAAAUCCGUGUUCACGUCGAUCCCAACUAUCCUCAUCACUGGAUGCAAGCUUUGUUGGACUGUUUCGACAUGUUCCACGGUCCUUUGAACGAGGUGUCGAUUAUUGGGUCGUUUGACGCUCAACAGGCACGCCGUAUAGAAACCUCCAUUGCGUUGCCACGCAAUGUUGCAGAACCGACCAUGUAUGAGAUCUACAUACAUAUCGCCCACAGGAUCAAACUCGCCAAUCACUUCGCUGAUCAAGGCCAAUUGGUUUCUGCAAUUAGAUUGUACGAUCGAGUCCGCAACAUGACCAAUGCGUCUAACACAGAUCGUACCCCUUGGUCCGGGUGGUCAACAAAAGAUUGGUCACAAUUCCCCUUCGAGGCCCUAUUGAUCACCGUGGCUACCCUCAACGCCCUCAUCAUAUCCAUAGGGACACAGGAAAAUCUCGAAUACGCUCAUAUGCACGUAGCAUUACAUCACAGUCUAGUGCAACAAAUCUCUCUCCUGUUGGAUUUUGAUGACUUGGGUCGCGAAAUGGAAGGCUGGAUUCUACUCCUCUCCGGCCUGCAUUACAUCCUCCAUGCACGCGUCGUGGGAACUGCCUAUAAUGGCCCUGAGCGGCUGUUACUUGUUCGAAUUGGCAUGAAUCUCCUGGAAGAUACGAUUGGAACGUUCGAACACUUACCCGAGCGCGAUAACGUCGGGUUUCGAGCAGCGACAUAUAUGUGCACGCGCCUUCGAGUCCUCGAUUUCAACCCAGACAAAACGUUGCUAUUCUCAGCGAUUACUAGAGCCUCUAUAUUCUUUGCUAAUCGCUUCGAGCAGUACAGUCGGCCCGUUCGGUGGUGUGUGCACCAGUCGCUCAUCCCACAGGCACUUGUUAAUCGAGGCAUCGUGGAACAUAUGCAAAACUGUUCUAGACUGACAGAAGAGCAAAAGAAUCAGCUUCUGUUAGUAAAAGUGUUCGAAGACGAUGCGGAGGGUGGUGAUGACUACUUCAUGUGA
Molecule: messenger RNA, 1569 nt
Organism: Cucurbitaria berberidis CBS 394.84
Lineage: Eukaryota; Fungi; Ascomycota; Dothideomycetes; Pleosporales; Cucurbitariaceae
Exons: 1
Coding region: 1-1569 (522 amino acids)
Source: RefSeq, a predicted model, not a curated record